This is a messenger RNA of Aspergillus melleus, 1950 nucleotides long. Its product is annotated as Zn(II)2Cys6 transcription factor. Gene Ontology annotation, molecular function: DNA-binding transcription factor activity, RNA polymerase II-specific; zinc ion binding; transcription cis-regulatory region binding. The transcript is spliced from 3 exons. Gene Ontology annotation, cellular component: nucleus. The record is from RefSeq and is a predicted model, not a curated record. Lineage: Eukaryota; Fungi; Ascomycota; Eurotiomycetes; Eurotiales; Aspergillaceae. Gene Ontology annotation, biological process: positive regulation of transcription by RNA polymerase II. Bases 1 to 1950 code for a protein of 649 amino acids.
AUGCAGAAAAGCUCCGCCUUCAUCCUCCCUCCCCCCUCCACCAUCAACGGGGAGCAACGUCGUCCGCAACAGCUUCAUCCUCAUCCCCAUCCUCACCACCCUCAUCAGCAACAUGCCAUCAUCCCGUCCAGCUCCACCCGCUCCGGCAGUAUCCCGGAAAUCCCCGCUUUCGCCGACUACCCGUUGAUGGACGACUCGUCCGUCUCCCAUCGUGCCAGUAUUAGUACCGAUGAACAUUCCAACAACUCGCCCGAAUCGUGGGAUGGCGAGGGUCCCGACACUUCUCCCGUCGCCGACGUCGAGGUGAAGAUCCACGACAUUUCCCAUCCGCUCGCCGUGGCCUCCGCCAAAGCCUUCCACUUCAAUAUGGUCGCUCCUCACGAUGCGGACCUGUCGAUGGGAGACGUAACGCCCAAGGUCGAAGAGGUGGACGACGCGGAUGAUUUACAAAGUAUCAAACCUGUGGGUGUGGAUCCGUUGGCCAAUGCGGACUCUACUCAUCCGGAUUCCACGGCUCUUCCCGUCAACGUUCCACGGAAACGUGGACGACCGCGCAAACAUCCUCUUCCAGCUCCCGGAGGUCAAGUCAAAAUCACCAAAGGUCGAUCCAAGACGGGUUGCAUAACGUGUCGACGACGAAAGAAGAAAUGCGACGAGACCAAGCCAGCGUGCCUAAAUUGUCAGAAAAAUGCCGUCGUGUGUGAAGGUUACCCGCCAAAGGAGAUCUGGAAGAGUGGGAAACAGAAGCAGGAAGAUGCAGCUGCCCGAUGCCAAACGAUGAUCUCUCGUGCCCUCCCUUUCCUGAUCGAUGGAAUCGAAAGCGAUAUUGACCGACGCUUCCUGGAUCAUUUUGUGUACGGAUUCAGCCGUGUGCUGACGCUGAUCAACGAUGAUUCCAACCCCUUCAAGGAGAUCCUCCUGCCGAUGGCGACCCAACACCGUGGCUUGAUGCACUCCCUCAUGUGUCUUUCGGGAUCGCAUCUCUCCGGGCUUGAGCCGGAGCCGCGAGUCAUCGAGCGAAAAUACCACCAUUUCCAUCGAGCGAUCCGAGACCUGAAGAGUAAUAUCACGGCGUCGUCGAAAGGCGGGGGAGAAGAGCCGGAGUUGUUGGUGGAAGACCCGAUCAUCGCGUCGACGAUAGCUCUGAGUCUCAAUACUAUCUGCGAGGGAGAGACCAACGGCGAAUACCGGCCGCAUAUGGAUGCCGCGAGAUAUUUGUUGGUGACGCAAAAACCCCGGAAUGAGAAGUUCCGACAGUUCAUCGUCGAGUUCUUCCAAUACCACGAUGUCUCCAACUCCAUUACCUCUUUGGACCGACGUCCCGCGCAUCUCAACGGAGACCUCAGGCUCCCGGACUUUGUGCCUCACGCACAGGCUGGAAUGUUCCUGGGUGUAUUUGACGGCCUGUUCAACUACAUCUCCGAAGUGACGAGACUGCGCGACCGUAUCCGGCAGCGGCACAAUGAAGGGUACGAGCCGGCGGUAGACUAUCAGAUCCUGAGCGAGGCCGUCUCGAUCGACUCGGCCAUCCGAGCCUGGGAAACGUCUCACCCGCCUAACACCCCGAACUGGGCCCUGGCACAACUCUAUCGACAAUCGACCUGGGUCUACCUGUAUCGGACAAUUCGGCCCUCGCGACCGAGCGAAAAGAUUGCACGGGUAGUGGACGACGGGCUUGCCUUCUUGGAUCAGCUGCCACGGGAUGCGGGAGCUUACAGCAUCGUGCUGAUGCCGCUCUUCCUGCUGGGAUGUUCUGCAUUCGUGCCUGAACAGCGAGAACGGAUCCAAAAGGGAUUCGAAUCGCUCAAGGCCUACUCCAACCUGCGCAAUAUUCAGCCGGCGCUGACCGUGGUGGAAAAAGUGUGGGAAGUAAUGGACAGUGACAUGGAAGACAGCUGGGACUGGGAGAAGAUCAUUAAAUCUAUGAACAUGGAUUUUCUCAUCACUUGA